Molecule: messenger RNA, 759 nt
Organism: Rhipicephalus sanguineus (brown dog tick)
Lineage: Eukaryota; Metazoa; Arthropoda; Arachnida; Ixodida; Ixodidae
Exons: 5
Coding region: 1-759 (252 amino acids)
Source: RefSeq, a predicted model, not a curated record
AUGGAGGAAGCCUACGGUCUCUGCGGAGUGUUUUGGUGCUGCAUCCCCUUCGAGACCUCCAGGGGCGGUGGACGGGCUGUUGUGAUCGACCUCCCUGACAUGGCGCCGCUUAGACGUGAGACGGUUGCUGGACAGCGCUCCCAGAGGUGGAAGGUGGCGUACACCUACGUGCUCCACACCGUCUGCUAUUCCAUGGACUUCGAUUUGGCGGCAGAGCUCAGAGAGCCAGAGACUGCAUUCGCCGAAUGCCCCGAGCCUUGGAAAUACACCUUGGCGAUGACAGUGAACGCGGGUCGCGACCCGAUGGGCAACCAAGUGAUCAUGGCCACUGUGCACGACUCCGGCAGCUUCUCGGGCGGUCUGCCGCGCACCAUCAUGAUGACAGCCACUCACAGAUAUGUCAUCUCCGCCAAGCAGACUGACGUGCUGACGCUGCCUCCGCCCUACGAGACAGCGUGCAUCGACUACCAUCGUUUGAACGACACCAAGACAAGAACCGGAUUCUCGAAGACCCAGGACAAGGAGUGCGAGGACACCUGCAUUCAGCAGGUGUGGGAGAAGCUGUGCGGCUGCGUGAGCGCCAACUACAUGCUGCGCCACACCAUCGACGCGCCCGUCUGUUCCACCGUGGAGCGAUGCGAGUGCACACUUCUUCCUCUCUGCACACGCCGCCCAGCCAAUCGAAAGCAAGCAGGACCCCGAGGAGGGCAAAAAUAUAUUCAACUCGUCAGCCAGUGUGGAAACAUUUACGUCGUCUAA